UUUUAGGUUAUGCUGGUCAGCAGGCUGUAGCACAGCUUUGCAAAAAUGAUCCGGCAAAUCGGAACUGCAGCUUGYGAUCUGCUGUCUGUCACAUCUGCAAUGUAUUUUUAUCCAGAUAAACCCUGGCUGCUGACAGGUCAUCUAGGGAAUCAAAUCUGCAGAUUUUACAGAGGUGGAUCCAGGGAAGGCCAUCCUUUGCUGGCACCAGAUGCAAAACUGGCACCAGAAGGUCUGCUGGCUGCUUCCCUUCGUGGAGAGGAGGAUAAGGAGGAGGAGGUGAUCAAGAAACCUUCAGCUGUUCACCUUCCUGAGAGUUUAUGCUCCAGCUCUCUGCUGGAGGCUGAAGGUGCAGCAGCAGAUGCAGACACAUUUGUGCUGACGGAUUCCCUCAGCAGGAGCUCUCUGAAUGAACCCAGGGCCCGGCCACGGAAGACAUCCAUGGUCACAGAGGAGCUGCUGGAGCAACUGAGGGGCAUUGUGUCYGAGGGGGAUCCCAAGAGCAGAUACACUGACUUGGUUCAGGUUGGCCGAGGGGGUUUUGGGACCGUUUACAGAGCCUUCGACUCAGUCACAGGACAGGUGGUGGCCUUGAAGAAGAUGCCUCUCCGCAAACGGAGCAGGAAGGAGCUCAUUGUCAAUGAGAUUCAGAUCAUGAAGGAAAACAGACACCCCAACAUUGUCAACUAUAUCGACAGCUACCUGGUUGAUGAAGACCUGUGGCUGGUGAUGGAAUAUGUGGAUGGAGGGACUUUGACCAGUGUUCUUGUCCCAGUCUUUAUAGAGGAAGGAAUGAUAGCUGCCAUCAGUAAGGAGUGCCUCAAAGCCCUGGACUUCCUUCAUUCAAAGAAGGUGAUUCACAGAGAUGUCAAAAGUGACAAUAUUCUUCUYGGAAUGAAYGGAUCUGUGAAACUGACUGAUUUUGGCCUGUGUGCUCAGYUGACCCCUGAGCGGAGCAGACGGUGCACAGUGCUGGGCUCUCCUUACUGGGUAGCACCAGAAAUUCUCAAAAAGGAGGAAUAUGACACCCAAGUGGACAUCUGGGCUCUUGGGAUCGUGGCAAUUGAAAUGCUGGAGGGAGAACCUCCCUACUUUCAAGAAAGCCCUAUCCAGGCUCAGCACCUGAUAGCCCGCAACAGGUACCCCCCUCUGAGGAUGCCCAACAAGAUGUCAGUGCUGUUCCACGCCUUCCUGCACUCCUGCCUGGACAUCGACCCCUCKGUCCGCUGGACAGCCCGGGAGCUCCUGCAGCAUCCGUUUUUAGAUACAGCGGUGAGUCUGUCCACCCUGCCUCACACGAUCCGUACAGCCAGGAAAAUGCACACGUCCUUGGCAGCGCUUCAUGGCAGCGCUUCYACCACGGAGAUGAAUACCGAAUAAAAUUUUCACUCUUUUGCGAGAUUUGCUCCUGCUUCUCACCUGCUGGUUAAGC
Malurus melanocephalus (red-backed fairy wren) is the source of this 1429-nucleotide messenger RNA. Its product is annotated as serine/threonine-protein kinase PAK 3-like. Lineage: Eukaryota; Metazoa; Chordata; Aves; Passeriformes; Maluridae. Gene Ontology annotation, biological process: regulation of MAPK cascade; protein phosphorylation; intracellular signal transduction. Gene Ontology annotation, cellular component: cytoplasm. Gene Ontology annotation, molecular function: protein serine/threonine kinase activity; ATP binding. Bases 46 to 1377 code for a protein of 443 amino acids. The record is from RefSeq and is a predicted model, not a curated record. The transcript is spliced from 13 exons.